CUUCCAUGCAUUCACUACAUUCAGUAAAGCCAAAACAAACCCAUCGUUAAUUUAGUUUCUCUUCUACUGCCGCUUUAUAUAUAUAUAUAUAUAUAUAUGGCAUCCGAAGAGGAAACGUUCACACUGCCUCUUCCUGUUCUGAAGUAUUCAAACCGGGUGGCAUUGAAAACCCUAUUUGGUCGCAAGGAUGGAGGGCUGGGACUAGUUGGCGAGAGAAUUGUGAUUGGGGGCUGGGUGAAGUCUUCCAAGGAAAUAAAGAAAGAAGCAGCAGAGCCGAUUCCGUCCGAAGGGGGUAGCAGUGCUGUGGAAGAACCAAAAAAAGUGACCUGUGUUAAGAUUCUUCAAUCGAUCUUUAGGGUUUUUGCUGGAACUACUACUUACCCUGCAGCACAAAGUCUAGAACCUGUGGCGGUUUCUAGCCUGCCUUCAGAAGCAAUUUUGCGUGUUAGUGAUGGUUCAUGCGUUGCAGGUCUUCAGGUUCUGGUGGAGUCAUCCGUGGCUCGCCCUAGUCAACUUCUGCCUACUGGGACCUGUAUUUUAGCAGAAGGUGUAGUAAACCAAACGCAGGUACCGGGAAAGCAUGUGAUUGAGCUGAAGGCAGACAAAAUUCAGCACAUUGGGAUCGUGGAUGACCACAAGUAUCCACUAUCAAAGAAACGAUUACCAUUGUAUAGUUUAAGGGACUGUCCCCACUUCCGACAAAGGACUACAACAGUUGCAUCUGCCAUGAGAAUUCGCAGUGCCACGACCUUUGGAGCUUAUACGUUCCUUCAAAACAAUGGGUUCCUACAUGUGCACGUCCCCAUCAUCACCGCCACAGACUCUGAGGUAUCUAGCAAAAAAUUUCAGGUUACAACAUCCCUUUUAGACAAUUGCAGGAUGACCAGAAAAGAAGCAAAAGCCACCAGUGAUAGUACCGAAGGUGUUAGCCUUGAAGUUCUUAAAGCUUCUGCAAAGAAGAAAAACACACUGGUUGAGGAGCUCGAGAGAAGUGAAAGCAAUAAGGAAGCAGCAGCCGCUGCACGCCAGGAUUUACAGAAAACAAACGAUCUGAUAUCCCUGUUGGAAGCAAAUACAAAAUCUAGUCUUGAAACUUCACAUAAUUGUGACAAAGUUGAUUAUUCAGAUGACUUCUUUUCUUGCCAAGCUUAUCUCACAGCUUCUGGCCGCCUUCAUCUGGAGAGUUAUGCAUGUGCUCUUGGGAAUGUUUACUCUUUUGGACCUAGAUUUCGAGCAAACAUUAUCCCAGAAUCUGAAAACCAAGUGGCAGAGACGUGGAUUCUUGAGAUUGAAAUGGCAUUUUCACAAUUAGAGGAUGCCAUGAAAUGUGCAUGUGAUCUUUUAAAGUUUCUCUUUGAAUGGAUUUUGGAUAACUGUUCCGAAGAUAUCCAAUUUCUCUCAAAACGAACUCAAAAUACCAGUAUUAGCCUCGUUCAGUCAAUGACAAUAAGUUCAUUUGAAAAGCUCUCGUACGCUGAAGCCAUAGAACAUUUGAAAAAGGUUACCAAUAAGACAUUUGAAUCAAAAAUUGAAUAUGGUGUUCCUCUAACUGAAGUACACACAAGCUAUUUGGCUGAUGAAAUCUAUAAGAAGCCCGUACUCAUAUACAAUUAUCCGAAAGAAGUUAAGCCAUUCCAUAUACGACAGAAUGAUGAUGGUGAAACAGUAGCAGCAUUUGAUAUCAUUGUCCCAAAGGUUGGAACAUUGGUUAGAGGAAGCCAAGCCGAAGAACGCAUGGAUAUGCUGGAGAAAAGGAUGAAGGAAUUUAGCCUGCCAAGAGAGCAAUAUGAAUGGUAUUUGGAUCUUUGCCGGCAUGGGACCGUCAAACACUCUGGUUUCAGCAUUUCAUUUGAUCUUGUGGUUCUCCUUGCUACUGGCCUCACCAAUGUUCAAGAUGUGAUUCCUUUCCCCAUAAGUCAUGGUAGAAUCCGCAAUUAAGUCAGUUGCCAAGGCUUUAAAAUUGGAGAAUGUAUAUAUAACGUACACGCACUUGUCUUUAAUUUCUUACAUGGUGACCAGGAAGAAUUUCUUUAUGCGUAUUUGAAUUGCUCACACAUGCUUAUUUUUUGUU
This is a messenger RNA of Malania oleifera, 2071 nucleotides long. RefSeq names its product asparagine--tRNA ligase, cytoplasmic 2. Gene Ontology annotation, cellular component: mitochondrion. Gene Ontology annotation, biological process: asparaginyl-tRNA aminoacylation. The record is from RefSeq and is a predicted model, not a curated record. NCBI's taxonomy places the organism in Eukaryota, Viridiplantae, Streptophyta, Magnoliopsida, Santalales, Ximeniaceae. Gene Ontology annotation, molecular function: asparagine-tRNA ligase activity; ATP binding. The transcript has 8 exons. The coding region runs from base 97 to 1938 and encodes 613 amino acids.